Molecule: messenger RNA, 1409 nt
Organism: Lampris incognitus (smalleye Pacific opah)
Lineage: Eukaryota; Metazoa; Chordata; Actinopteri; Lampriformes; Lampridae
Product: cAMP-dependent protein kinase type II-beta regulatory subunit
Exons: 11
Coding region: 198-1409 (403 amino acids)
Biological process (GO): regulation of protein phosphorylation
Cellular component (GO): cAMP-dependent protein kinase complex
Molecular function (GO): cAMP-dependent protein kinase regulator activity
Source: RefSeq, a predicted model, not a curated record
AGAAAAAAAAACCAGAGCCAUUUUCAUUCAACAAACGGCUCGGAUUUGCUGUGGGGAUGGCUCCGCUAGUUCUGUAGACCCCCCCAAAAAACGGACGUAACAUCUGGCGAAAUUUUACUUCCGCGAUAUUUUUUUUUUGGGGGGGAAUUUCGCUGCUAACCGGCAUUUUGUCCACAUUAACAAGACUGACAACAGGAAUGAGUAUAGAAAUUCCGGAAGGACUGACGGAGCUGCUACAGAGCUUUACCGUGGAAGUGUUGAGGAACCAACCCGGGGAUUUACUCGAGUUUGCGCUGCGCUACUUCACCCGCCUGCGGGACAGCGAGACCAGCGAGGCCGCGGUUGGCCAUGACCGAAAUUCGGCCGCGCGAUCCGGCAAAGCGGUCAAUUUCAUUGACGAAGCCAUGCAAAUCGACUCGGAGAACGGAGAGGAGGAAGACGACGAGGAAUACGUAGCCCCGGUGAUCAACAGAUUCAUCCGGAGAGCAUCAGUGUGUGCUGAAGCAUUCAACCCUGAUGAAGACGAGGAGGAUAAAGAGCCAAGGGUCGCCUACCCUAAAACAGAUGAGCAGAGACAGAGACUACAGGAGGCAUGUAGGGACAUUCUACUGUUCAAAAAUUUGGAAGCGGAAGAAAUGUCUCAGGUCCUGGAUGCCAUUUUUGAGAAGUUCUGCACCAUUGGAGAGCAUGUCAUCGAUCAAGAUGAUGAUGGGGACAACUUCUAUGUCAUUGAAAGUGGGACGUUUGACAUCUUCAUGAAGGUUGACAAGACGGAGAAGAAGAUGGUGGGCUCCUAUGACAACCGAGGGAGCUUUGGGGAGUUGGCAUUGAUGUACAACACCCCCAGGGCAGCUACAAUAAUUGCCACCUCCCCUGGAGCCCUGUGGUGCCUGGAUCGUCUGACAUUUCGGAGAAUAAUAGUUAAGAACAACGCCAAGAAGAGGAGGCUGUAUGAGGCCUUCAUUGAAACAUUACCACUGCUCACAUCAUUAGAGCUCUCAGAGAGAAUGAAGGUGGUAGAUGUGCUAUCUUCCAAGGUGUACAGUGGUGGACAACAGAUUAUUGCUCAGGGUGAUCUAGCAGACUGCUUCUAUAUUGUUGAAUCUGGCCAAGUUAGAAUCACCAUGAAGAGAGGCAGAACGAAAAAAGGCCAAGAGGAAGAGGAGGUGGACAUAGCCACAUGCUCCAGAGGCCAGUACUUUGGGGAACUGGCCCUUGUCACAAACAAGCCCAGAGCUGCAUCAGCUUAUGCUGUGGGGAGCGUGAAAUGCUUGGUCAUGGACGUGCAGGCCUUUGAGAGGCUGCUGGGCCCGUGCAUGGAGAUCAUGAAGAGGAACAUCGCUAACUACCAGGAGCAGCUGGAGACCUUGUUUGGCAGCAGCACUGACAUUGAGGAGCAAAACAAAUGA